Molecule: messenger RNA, 3096 nt
Organism: Acanthopagrus latus (yellowfin seabream)
Lineage: Eukaryota; Metazoa; Chordata; Actinopteri; Spariformes; Sparidae
Exons: 10
Coding region: 1061-2602 (513 amino acids)
Biological process (GO): negative regulation of T cell proliferation; immune response; positive regulation of T cell proliferation
Cellular component (GO): external side of plasma membrane
Source: RefSeq, a predicted model, not a curated record
UUUGAAGUAACCCCAACCCUGGCUGUGCUUUUUUUCUCUUUCUCACAAAUCAAACAGUAACUAAAAUUGGCUCAACCAGGUACAGCCUUUAAAUAAGUUACAGGUUUAUGACCAUUAAGUGUAAUGCUUUAAUAUCUCAUCCUGAUAUUCUAAUUGGGGACAUUUUCCUGCAUAACAGGAACUUUUAAGUGCAUUUUUAUAAGAACACAUUUCUAAUUUUACCUGAGUGUAAUUCUGACUGCAGACCUUUACAACCUCAUAGUCUACAUGUUAUUGUGUAUAUGCUUUAUCACCUAAACACUUUUCCUGCCAAUCAUAAUCUUUAUUAUUAUUGAUGCUGUAAGACAAAUUUAAUACUAAACGUGCCUCUCCAGAUCGGAACUCAUAUGCCAGACUUUAUCAUCAACUCUUUUAUAGCUUCUGAACCGAUAAUCCUGUACAGGAGGUCUUUCCUUACAGUAAGGGGAGCUACAGUACUUCCGUGUCCGUCACAGCAACAGUCGUUACUGUCACUGUAAUAUGAACUGUGUCUGUUUAUCAGUAACUUUAAGCUAGCUCACAUGUAAACUAACAAUAGCUUAGUGCUCGUCUAGGGUUGUUUACAAUUGUAGGACGUAACGACGUUUAACUUAAAAUGUAUGUAUCUAUAUUCACAAAACGGGAACGACAAUAUUUUUUGGGACUCUUUCACCUUAAAAUUGUUGACAAAAAGCUCAACCCCGCGUGAUAAAACUAGUUCAAGCUUACGAGUUACUGUGAAAGUUAACUUAGCUUGAUUAGGACGAAUGGUAGCUAGGAACUUGUCUUGUUCUUAAAGUAGGUCGCUCAGCUUUCAGAGCAACAUGUGGACACGACUGUAUGUGUGUUACCGUCACACAGCACGACUGUGUGUGUGUGUGUGUGUGUGUGUGUGUGUGUGUGGGUGGGUGUGUCCUAUCUUGUCGAGGCCGAUAAACAGCAGCGUGGCAGAGAGCCCUGAUCAUUUUUCCAGCGCAGAAGAAGGAGGAAACUUCUUAUGACAAAUUUAUACAACCAGCCUUGACUUGAUCUACAGGCCUCAAUGGACUGGGCUUUUGUUUUGGUUUUGCAAAUCAUGAUUCAGCCGUCUCUCUCAGUCUUGUUCACUGUUGAGGCUGAGCAACUCCACUAUAAAGCAGAGUUUGGAGGAGAGGUUGUGAUGGGCUGCAGGUUUCAGCCUAAACUGUUGAGCCCUCGUGACAACCUGAAGGUAACCUGGCAUUGGGGCACCUCCAGCCCAGCUCGGGAAGUGUACCGGAUCGAUAACGGUGUGGAGCAGUCCGCAUCCCAGUAUCCGGACUAUCAGGGCCGAGUUAAGCUUCUCACCGAGGAGCUGGCCGACGGCUGGGCCAAGUUGCAGAUCUCCAGACUCAGGAUCAAUGACUCUGGGACCUACCAGUGUUUGGUGAAGACAGGAGAAGGAGCUGAUUACAAAAAGAUAACUUUGUCUGUAACAGCACCUUUUAAAACAGUGACUAAACACAUCCAGAAGGCUGCAGAGGGGAAUGAGGUGCUGCUAACUUGUCAAUCUGAGGGAUACCCGGAGUCGUCUGUUACAUGGCAGGAUGCACACCUGAAAACAUUUGAUGCCAGCACCACUGCUGUACUCACACCAGACAAGCUUUUUAAAGUCACCAGUGAGCUACGCGUCCAAUCUUCAGAAAGAAACAACUACACAUGUACCUUUAAAGAUGGCCACUCUGCAACGUUUCAUAUUCCAGAUGAAAUGCCUGUUCCUCAUGUACAACACGACGGUCUCAUCGUUCUGUUCAGCAUAGGAGUGAUACUGCUUGCCAUCAUCGUUGCAGUGCUCAUGUUUAGGCGACGAAAAGGCUCCAGCGCUCCCAGUACAAGGAACCUUUUGGCCGACAGUCGUGAUGGUUCUGUUUCUGCUGCCGUCUGUGAGUCUAAACACAACGGUCUAAAAGUACCAAAAGAAAAUGAGGAAGAGAUAACUAUUUUGAAAGAAGUCUGCGCAGAGGAAGAUCUGGGGGCGUUUGUGAAAGCUCAUUACUCCAAUUCCUUUAGCUCGGAUGCGAGACGUCGCAUGGAAGCUUUCGGUGCAGAGGAGUUGCCUCAAAGGCUGCAAAACAGUGAGGGCAAGCCUGUGAAUCUCCAAGAUUUACUCCCAGAAGCUGGGGAGACACUUUUUCUCGAGGGACCCCCAGGAAGCGGAAAGACAAAUGUAGCCCACUUCCUGGUCUCCUCUUGGACUGAAGGGCCCAAACAUGCCCUUUCUCACGUCGUCGAUCUCAGCACCGUCCGACUUCUCCUGUAUGUCGACUGCAGCAAAGUGAAGCGUGACUUGUUUCAGGAAACAAGAGAUCAACUCUCUCUCACAAAAAAGAUAUCAACAGAGGAUGAGCUGAGGACUGUGUUUACCAGAUCCGGAGAGGUCCUGCUGCUGCUGGACGGGUACAGAGAAGGGAACCAACAGUUCGAUGAGUCCCUAAAAAGGUUUAUAGGUCAAAAAGGAAGAUGCAGGGUUCUGGUCACCAGCUGCCCGGGAGACUGCCCCACCUUCAGGCACACAGUUGGGACAGAAAAGUUGCUGGAGCUCAAAACACAAACUGUGAAAUACUGAGAGAGCAAAAGUUCAUGAUCAAAAAGGAUUUUUAGAAAAGGACAUUUUUAAUGAACACGUGUAUGAUGUUGGUCAUUUUUCACCCUAACUGUGUGGUCAGAUUUUGUAGAAGCCCUAUAAAUGCUGCCAAAAUGGUUAAAUUCAAUGUUAUGUACAUAAUAAAAACUACUUUUGUAUUCUUGGCAGACCUGUUUACAUUUUGAUUAAAAAAGUUUAAUAUAAUAAUCCUAUUUGACAAGUUUUCUGUUUAAAGUUAGGGUUGGUAAGAUUAUGGACAUAAGGACAGGAGCAAGCUGGAUUUGGAAAGUAUCCAGCAACAAUAAAAAAAUGCCUCCCUCCAAAGUGCACAACCCGGGCAAAAAAAUGUUUUUGGUGCAUCAUAGAAUUUUUCACUGCAAUACUGCAACUCGCCACUGGGCCAAAUUGGAAAAGCUGCAGCAUCUCGUUCUUCGACUCAGUGGCUGUGUGCCAUUGUCUUUGCUGACCACAUCUGA